AAGAUUAGGACUAUGUACGUUCCAGUCUACUUGGAAUACACGAAGCUCAUUCCAGAAGCACUCAGCCAGGUCAGUGGAAGUGGUAUCAAACCUCUUUAAUUGUACCGUGUAGAUGCACCCUCCACUUGCAUUUCCCAAGCCUGCUUGGUCAUCCCUUCAGCAUCAUCAGACAGGGAUGGAUCAGGUUGUCAUUAUAAUGCCUUACUUUUUGGUCUUGUGUGUAUCUCUAUACUACAGAAUGGAAUCAGCUUGACUUUGCUUUCACUGCCAGAAGAUGUUUAACUGCAACACGUCAGUGAUCAAAGAGGAACCAGGAGAAGACCUUGAUGUCACCCCAGCUGGGAGAAGCGGUGGCGGACCCCGGGAAAUAUCUGGGGAGAAGACCCCCAAAGAAGACGCUCUUGGUCCCGAUGUACAACCAGAGCAAUGCAAAAAGGAACCAGGAGAAGACCUUGAUGUUGCCCCGGCUGGGAGAAGGGAUGGAGGACACCGGGAAAUUGCUGGGGAGGAGAUCCCCCUUGAUGACACUCUUGGCCCCAAUGUACAGCCAGAGCAAUGCAAAAAGGAACCAGGAGAAGACAUUGAUGUCACCGCGACUGGGAGAAGCAAUGGAGGACCCUGGGAAAUAGCUGGGGAGAAGAUCCCCGAGGAGGACGCCCUUGGCUCCGAUGUACAGCCAGAGCAAUGUAAAAAGGAACCAGGAGAAGACCUUGAUGUCAACCCGGCUGGGAGAAGGAAUGGAGGACCCCGGGAAAUAGCUGGGGAGAAGACCCCCCUGGAGGACACUCUUGGCCCCAAUGUACAACCAGAACAAUGCAAAGUAAACGCAGCAGGAGAAGCCAAUGACGUUGACCCGGACACCAAGCAGGGAGCACCCCUCCGGUGGGUGGUGAAGGAGGAGGGCAACGGGAGCGCAACGGUGCUGAGCGAAAACGAGUGGAGCCUGCUUCCUCUUCGUCCCUCUUUCUCAGGCAAAGAUGGGAGGGAGAGUGAGAAGGAGGAGAAAACGCCUGAUGCACAAUUUGACAACACUCAGCAUCGACACGAGGAGGGGAACACAGAGGAGACGAAAGGUGCAGGGAUGAGAGAACAAGCAGAGAAAAAUGAGCUUUCGCCAUCAAUCCUUUCCCAGUCAGAUGAAGAGAAAGCGCAGGGAUGUGCUGAGUGUGAAAAGACCUACUGCAUGAAUGCGCAGGAAUCUCAAAUAAUUUUCACAGUAGAGAAGCUAUAUCAGUGUUUAGGGUGUGGAAAGCAGUUCAAUUCCCACAGUUGUGUGGUUUCACACAAAAAUAGCCAGAAAGGGGAGCAACCAUACAAAUGCCGGGAGUGUGGCCAGAGUUUCCGCCUGAAAGAUGAACUCCUGUCACAUCAAGGAACGCAUCCGGGGGAGAACCCGUACAAGUGCUGUGAGUGUGGAAAGAGUUUUCCCGGGAGUACAGAGCUUAUUCGACAUGAAAUACAUCACGGAUGUGAGAAAUUUUACAAAUGUUUUGAAUGCGGAAAGCACUUCCGUUCUGUCGGUCUCCUUAACACACAUGGAAAAACCCACGCGGAGAAGCAAUCAGGCCUAGGUUCGGAGUGUGGUAAGAGCGCCUAUACAAGUCAUGAAUUGACCCACACGGAGGAAAAGCCACAUAUGUGCCCUGAGUGUGGGGAAAGCUUCAGUGAGAGAGUGCGCCUGGAUAGGCAUCAAAUAAUCCACACAGGAGAGGAACCGUAUACGUGUCUGGAUUGUGGAAAGACCUUCGCUGAGAGUGCAAACCUUAAAGUGCACAGAAGAACCCACACAAGAAAAAAAAUACAUAAAUGCAUGGAGUGUGGGAAGAGCUUCAGUGGGAGAGGAAACCUUGAUGCGCAUACGAGAAUCCACACGGGAGAGAGACCAUUCAAAUGUGUGGAGUGUGGGAAGAGCUUCUGCCAGAAAGGGAAAUUCAACGUGCACAAAAGAACUCACACGGGAGAAAAACCGUACAAAUGCUUCGAGUGUGGGAAGAGCUUCCAUGCGAAGGAAUACCUUACUAGGCAUAGUAGAACCUACACAGGAGAAAAUCCGCAUAAAUGCCUGUUGUGCGGAAAUAUCUUUUGCCAGAAAGCAGACCUUUUGUCCCACCAAAGAACCCACAUGACGCAACAAACCGGCUUCCAGACACCAUAUGUAAUGUUGCUUCCAGACACCAUAUGUAGUUUUGGAGUAAAGAAAGAUACCCUAAAUACACAAUUUCCGUUUCAAAGUCAGCCCUCAAACCCUGAGUACACUUAUUCAUUGAGCAAUGGAAGUACUGUACUUCAACUCUUAUGAAGAAAGGAAUUGUUCCCCUUCUUUGACUAGAUGGGUGAAAGGCAUGAGACUUGUCCAUCUUGGAAGGACCUCAAAGAAGCAUCAAACCCUUCUUUCUUUGCCAAGGAACUGCUUGUGGAUUUUUAAUUUAUUAUAUGUAUUUGUCAAAAGAAUUUCAAUGUGCAGAUUUGACAAAUAUGAAUUUUAUAUGAUGUGUGGGAAUGAAUGGAAGAAUGUAUGAAUGGAGUUAAUAAUUUUGGAGACACCAGUAUAAUAUUAAGGACUGCAAUGACUAACUACCUGCUUGCUGGACUUGCUAAUGAGAAGCUGUGAUAAGAACUGGGACAGUGAAAACAGAAAUGUUUGCAGCAUUCCUUAUGUUAAGAAGGAAGUCAACAUAAGAUCAACACCAAGAAGAUCAACAUCUGGCCAGGAAACUGAGAUGGAGCCAGGAUGGAAGACGUCUAUCAUUAAUUUACAACUUUGGGACUACAUCAGCAGAAUAUUCCUAUAAAAGACUCAGUCUAAUAAUGCACAAAGUGUGGCAGACCUGAGGAGUCUGGUUCACCCGCAUGCUCUGCUCCAUGGGAAGGAGAGAGAUGGUGUACUUACGGAGAGUGGUGGA
Anolis sagrei ordinatus is the source of this 2903-nucleotide messenger RNA. The record is from RefSeq and is a predicted model, not a curated record. NCBI's taxonomy places the organism in Eukaryota, Metazoa, Chordata, Lepidosauria, Squamata, Anolidae.